AUGAAGGCGGUGCAAUGUCUGGCAGUGUUGGACUGCUUAGUCAGCCUCGGAUUACUCAGCAGCCAGAGCGAAGGAUACACCAAGCCUGAAGUAGUUGCGGCUAGUGCGGCAAAUGAAGGAACUCCUUUCAUUGAUAUCAAGGACGGUGUACACCCUUGUGUUGCUGCAACCUACGACAGCGGCGAUUUCAUUCCAAAUGAUGCGCGCUUAGGUAUUAAAGGAAAGGGUCACAUGGUCCUCCUCAGUGGACCGAACAUGGGCGGAAAGUCAACGUUGCUGCGCCAAACCUGUGUUUUAACCCUCAUGGCUCAGAUUGGCAGCUUCGUUCCUGCUGCAAAAUGUCGUCUUAGUCCCGUGGAUCGUAUUUUCACUCGCAUUGGUGCGUCUGAUCGCAUCCUUGCUGGUCAAAGUACGCUUUACGUGGAGCUAGCUGAGACUGCGACGAUUCUGAACCACGCAACGAGCCACUCGCUUGUCAUUCUGGACGAGUUGGGACGUGGUACCUCUACGUUUGACGGCACCGCUAUCGCAUACUCGGUUAUUGAGCAUUUAUUGAGCAAGAUUCAGUGUCGGACCAUGUUCGCGACGCACUAUCACUCCCUCAUUGAAGAGUAUGCCGGAAAUGAAAAGGUAUCGUUGGGUCACAUGGGCUGCGUCGUUGAUCCCGAGAACGAUCGCAAGGUCACGUUCUUAUACAAGUUAAAAGACGGUAUGUGUCCAAAGAGCUACGGUCUCAACGUCGCCAUGCUGGCCAAGCUUCCAGACGAAGUGAUCAAGUGUGCAGCGAAUAAAUCGGAGCAAUUUGAGCGUUCCUUACAGUCCAACAACGCUCAGUCCAAGCUAGUGAGUCUUGAAAUGGCGCAACAAGUGAAGGAUGCAUUAGCUAAAGGCGAAGCAGGUUUAGACAAACUCAGACAAUUGUGGGCACAAGUGCGCAGCAGCAUAGAAGCCAUCCAAAAGUGUAGCCAUGUGACGUUGUCGCCCCUGACGUCGCCUGAACCACCAAAUUAA
Molecule: messenger RNA, 1011 nt
Organism: Peronospora belbahrii
Lineage: Eukaryota; Oomycota; Peronosporomycetes; Peronosporales; Peronosporaceae
Source: the annotation of a GenBank genome assembly